UGUCAUAUGAUUUGAUGUCAGUCUGCAACAUGGCGGCCAGGUCCCGGUGUUUAGCGGUGGCUCUGUUGUUUAUCUUCAGCGGGGCUUUUGGUUUACCGAUAAACCAGCAGGAGAAAGAUCCAACCACCUGCGGAUACCAGUCAUGUCACUCCACCAAAGCCAACAUGCUGAAUGUUCACCUGGUUCCUCACACACAUGACGAUGUUGGCUGGCUCAAGACUGUGGACCAGUACUUCUAUGGAGACCGUAAUGACAUCCAGCACGCUGGGGUUCAGUACAUCCUGGACUCGGUGGUGGAUCAGCUGUUGAAGAAUCCCGACAGGAGGUUCAUCUACGUCGAGACGGCCUUCUUCUACCGCUGGUGGAAGCAGCAGAGCUCCAGCACGCAGCAGACGGUCAGGCAGCUGGUCGACGAAGGCCGGCUGGAGUUUGUGAACGGCGGCUGGUGUAUGAGCGACGAGGCCACCACCCACUACAGCGCCGUCAUCGACCAGAUGACCUUAGGCCUGAGGUUCCUCAAUGAGACUUUCGGAGUGUGUGGUCGUCCUCGUGUUGCCUGGCACAUCGACCCCUUUGGCCACGCUCGUGAACACGCCUCCAUGUUUGCACAGAUGGGAUAUGACGGCCUCUUCUUCGGCCGUGUGGACUACCAGGACCGAGGUCGCAGGAUGGCUGAGAAGGAGCAGGAGCUUCUGUGGCGAGCCUCCGAAAGCCUCACGCCACCGAUGGCCGACCUCUUCACUGGAAUCCUUCCCAAUGGCUACAACCCUCCUGAGGGGUUCUGUUGGGACCAGCUCUGCAGCGACGCACCAAUCAGAGACGAUCCAGAUCUAGAUGACUAUAAUGUGGACGAUGUGGUGCAGCGCUUUCUUCAUGCUGCCAACAGUCAGGCAAUGGUGUAUAAAACCAACCACAUCAUCAUGACCAUGGGCUCAGACUUCCAAUAUGAGAAUGCCAUCCUGUGGUACAAGAACCUGGACAAGCUGAUCCACUACGUCAACGCUCAGCAGGCAAACGGGAGCAUGGUGAACGUGCUGUACUCUACUCCAUCCUGCUACCUCCAAGAGCUGCACCGAGCCAACCUCACCUGGCCUUUGAAGGAAGAUGAUUUCUUCCCCUACGCAGACGACGCUCACAACUUCUGGACCGGCUACUUCACAAGCCGCCCGGCUCUGAAGCGUUACGAGAGGAUAACGAACAGCAACCUUCAGACAUGUAACCAACUGGAGGUGCUUGCUGGUCCAGCUUCCAGGAAGGGACCUUUUGGAAAGGGGGACAGCGAGACUUUGAGGAAAGCCAUGGCUGUAGCCCAGCACCAUGAUGCUGUGUCUGGUACAGAGAAACAACAUGUUGCCAACAACUACGCCAAGAUGUUAGCCAAUGGCUGGCAACAUUGUCAGGUGUUGGUCAGUAACAGUCUGGCUUCGCUCAGUGGCUCCUCAGCUGAAAGAAUCUACUGCGACAACCUCAACAUCAGCGUGUGUCCUCUCACAGAGUCCAGCAAAAAGUUCUCAGUCAGUGUGUACAACUCCCUCGCUCAGCCRCUCAGCUGGCCCAUCAGGCUGCCAGUCAAUGGAACAGCGUACAGAGUAGCAGAUGCUAAAGGCAAACCUGUGGACUCUCAGGUGGUCCCAGUGUCCAGAUCCACCCAGGAAGUGAGGCGGAAUCGCGGCUUCGCCAUGAACGAGCUGGUGUUCCAGGUUCAAGCUCCUCCUCUGGGCUACAGCACGUACUUCGUGUCUGCGAUUCAGGAUGCCCCCCCAUUAUUUCCCCCACGAAGCGGUGCCCCCACAGGGAUCCAAAACAAGUACCUGAAAGUGACCUUUGACCCCGACACCGGCCUCCUAAGCAGCCUCAGCAACCUGGAAACCAAACAGACCAUCAAACUGACCCAGAACUUCUACUGGUAUAACGCCAGCGUUGGCAACAGUGAGAGCUCUCAGACGUCCGGUGCCUACAUUUUCAGACCCAACUCCUCCACACCCAUCGUCAUCAGCAAGGUGGCCAAGGUGCAGAGCUUGCAGACGUCAGUGGUGCAGGAGGUCAGGCAGUGGUUUUCUCCCUGGGUGUCUCAGGUGGUUCGUCUCUACGCUGACAGCAAAGCUCUGGAGCUGGAGUGGACCGUCGGACCUCUGCCUGUAUUGGACAAGCGAGGGAAAGAAGUGAUCACUCGCCUGGACACCGACAUUAAAACCUCUGAGAUUUUCUACACAGACUCCAACGGCAGAGAAAUGCUGCAGAGGAGGAAGGACUUCCGACCAACCUGGCAGCUGAAGCAGACCGAGCCCAUUGCUGGAAACUACUACCCUAUCAACUCUCGUGCAUUUCUAAAGGAUGACAUGAACCAACUCACAGUGGUGACGGAUCGUUCACAAGGAGGAAGCAGCCUACAGAAUGGUUCUCUGGAGAUCAUGCUCCAUCGCCGGCUGCUGUAUGAUGACUACCGUGGUGUUGGUGAGCCUCUUAAUGAGGCUUCUGAAAUUUUCCCGGAGGGGUUGGUGGUCCGCGGUCGCCUCCUCCUGUCUCUCGACCAUCCAGCCAGCGCUGCAGACACACACCGGCCCCUGGCCCAGCAGGUCGUUUUCCAGCCGCUGUUGACGUUUACUGAUGGAGAUCUGAGUCCAAAUGCUCGACUGGAGUUCUCUGGCCUUCAGGCUGCGCUGCCCCCUGCUGUUCACCUCCUGACAUUCAGUCAGUGGGAUGAAGAGUCGGUCCUGCUGAGACUGGAGCAUCAGUUCCAGAGUUGGGAAAGUAAAGUGAACUCGCAUCCCGUCACCAUCAACCUCCAGAAGUUGUUUUCUACUCUGGAUGUUCUGGGUGUUUCUGAGUUGAACCUAUCGGCCAAUCAGUGGAAAGAUGAGAUGAAGCAUUUCAGCUGGGCUCCUCAGAAAGAAGAGACGCCCAUGCUGAAGCAGUUUGAAGACCCCUCUGUGUGGGAGGUGACCUUAAGGCCAAUGGAGAUCCGAACUUUCCUCCUCAGAGUCAGCCGUAAAUAACCAACCACCUGCUUCAAGUUACAGUCUUGGUUAGCAACCGAAGACUGAAACACCACCUAUGCAAACCUGAACAAUGUUUAAAUUUUUUUAAGGUGUUUAUAUACUGCUGAACAAGCAUAGGAAUUUUAAGAGAUGCUCGUUUUUAAAAAAGUCAUUUUGAUUUAAAGCCACUGUAGUCUGCUGUGUUGAUUUAUGCUCUUUAAAUGACUUCUCAGACCCUGAAAGGAUUUGUUUUUACUUUGGGGUCCCACAGAGCAAAAAGUAACACUACUCUCUAGUACCUUUUGAUGUAGGAUAAAGAGUAAAUAUUUAAUGGCUUCUGGCUCUCUGUGGCUUUUAGUCCAUAAUUAUCACAUCUCUAUAUUAUUUUAGCCUGUAUGAAAUUAACAAAAUGAUUUGCYAAUUUUUUAGCAAAAAGCUAUUAUUUUAAGAGCAGAUAGCUUUUACUUAACUCACACUUUUUUGUGUUAAUAUAAUGAAAACUGAUCUGCUCUGGGUUAUAUCACCAGAAUCUCAUGCUGGAUCCUAACUAAGGCCUGUAGGAAGAAAUUAGUUGGGUCUUUAUGUUGACAUUACCAGUGAAUAUCUGCAUUUUAAUGAAGGCAAAUUUCAGCACAAGAUACUAGAAGCCACUGAACUGACUGGUAAACUUUUACUGAAUAAAACGUUCGGUCGGGUGAAAGGAGGAGGGGGGGGGAUUGGACCAUGUUAAAUCUCACGCUUAUUGAUCCCCCACCCGCUACAUUAUGAAACACCCACACCAUUGCACACUUGUUACCAUUUUAAAGGUAUUCCUGUCUCUACAGCUAAUAGAUAAAAUCUAUUUUUUUUACUUUAAUUGGUGCCAAUUUGUACAAUAAAUAUAUCUCUUGUAUAUUUGCUUUCAUGCAUUUGUAAACAAAUCUUUCAAAGAAUCUAAUAAAUUGGUCAUUCUUA
Austrofundulus limnaeus is the source of this 3932-nucleotide messenger RNA. It is a transcript of the gene man2b1, whose product is annotated as mannosidase, alpha, class 2B, member 1. Gene Ontology annotation, molecular function: carbohydrate binding; alpha-mannosidase activity. The coding region runs from base 15 to 2996 and encodes 993 amino acids. The transcript is spliced from 23 exons. The record is from RefSeq and is a predicted model, not a curated record. Gene Ontology annotation, cellular component: lysosome. Gene Ontology annotation, biological process: mannose metabolic process. NCBI's taxonomy places the organism in Eukaryota, Metazoa, Chordata, Actinopteri, Cyprinodontiformes, Rivulidae.